Babesia microti strain RI is the source of this 861-nucleotide messenger RNA. RefSeq names its product exosome complex component RRP43. Bases 1 to 861 code for a protein of 286 amino acids. Gene Ontology annotation, biological process: nuclear polyadenylation-dependent rRNA catabolic process; TRAMP-dependent tRNA surveillance pathway; nuclear mRNA surveillance. NCBI's taxonomy places the organism in Eukaryota, Apicomplexa, Aconoidasida, Piroplasmida, Babesiidae. The record is from RefSeq and is a predicted model, not a curated record. The transcript has a single exon. Gene Ontology annotation, cellular component: nuclear exosome (RNase complex); cytoplasmic exosome (RNase complex).
AUGGUAAGAUUGGUCUCUGAUGUGAAAUGUGAACCAAUUAAUUAUUCAAAUAUCCCAGAAUACCUCAAAUCUAAGUUAAAACAAUCAAAAAGGUCAGAUGGUAGAUCUUUUCUCGAUUAUCGCAAACCAAAUUUCACUAUUUUCAACUUGGAACAUCCAAAUAACUCGCUUUGUGGCAUUCUAUUAUCAGCUGCGACCAUAACUGCGGGUUCUAAUAGUUUGAAUGUUAGAAUUUUUGCGUCAGCAAAUUAUUCAUCUCAAAAAUCUCCAGUAAUCACAACUGUUGAAUUCAACAAACUUGAUGAAGAUGAGAUUGCAGAUAUUGCUGGUCAUAACUUGAACUAUGGAUUUUGGAUUGGUACUAUGAUUGACAAUAUUAUUACUACAUUGAUUGGAGAACAACUAGAACAACAUUUGCCGUUUGAGGAAAAAAUUAUAACUUGCUAUUGGUCACUGAACGUUGUGAUUAAUUUUGAUUCUUAUGAUGGAAAUGGCCUAGAUUGGAGUGUAUUCGCCACAAAUAUCGCAUUAAAGAAUAUUAAAUUUCCAAUUAUAUCAUUAAAUAGCGAAGGAAAAUUUAUCACUCAUCAACAUCAGUGUGGUAGCAAAAUUGAAUUAAAAUUGCCAGCCAUGACUUUUUGCAUCACUUACUGUAAAAUUGGAGAUUGUGUUAUCAUAGAUCCCACUCUUCUAGAAGAAUGUCAUGGCAACAGUUUUACAAUAGUGCUCUGCACAAAUGAUACUAAUAAAUAUCAAGUUGUAUACUAUAAUAAUACAGAAUUAGGCGCAUUCAAUGAAGGUUUAGACGAAGGGCAACUGGAUGUAGCACAACAAGUUAUUAAAUUAUUAUCAAUAUUGUAA